AUGUCAAUAGCGAUGGAAUCAACGUCAUCCUCACAUUUCGCCGGAGGUGGAGGUCUGCUGACAAGUCAACAGUCCGCUUCAUCGUCCUCGCUGGAUACGGCCACGAAUCAGAACUCAAUUCCAGCAUCGAACACACCUUCACCACAACCAAACAUCAUCGAUUCCACCACCAAUAACGAUAUUUCCGCAAAUCUAUCGGCUAUUUUGAAUGCAGCCAAGAACAGUUCUGUGAAUUUGGUGAAUGCUAGACAACAAUCGCCUACAUCCUCAUUGACUGAAACAAAUACAUUUGAAAAAGAAAUUGAGGCUCAACAAAAGGCUUUCCAAAGGUUCACGUCUUCUCUAAAUGAUCUCGGUUUUCGUUCUCCAUUCCCGGUGAAUGUGAUACCCCCGUUUCUGGCCGCACUGCAACAUCAGAAUCCCUUAUCGAUCCACAGUCAUCUGAUGAAUAAUCUCUCGAAUGAUCCCAGCACUGCAACAUCGGCUGCAGCCGCAGCGAUAACCUCGUCGAUACUCAACAAUAAUUGUAUCCUCUCACCGAACGGUCUUGAUGAUGAGGACGAUGAGAACGAUAACGAAAAUGACAAUGACUCGGACAAUAUUCCGUCCACUGAACCUGAAGAUCUUACUAUCGGAUUCCGAAAAGAGAAAAAAGAGAAUCUGGAUGAUAAUGCAGACUCAGAGGCAAGCGCCCAACAGAAUUGGUCAUACGAAGAGCAAUUCAAACAGAGUUUAGUAAUGUGGAGUUUCACGUUUCCCCAAUUCGAUUCAAAUUACACGUAA
Molecule: messenger RNA, 783 nt
Organism: Anisakis simplex (herring worm)
Lineage: Eukaryota; Metazoa; Nematoda; Chromadorea; Rhabditida; Anisakidae
Source: the annotation of a GenBank genome assembly